Molecule: messenger RNA, 1305 nt
Organism: Malassezia restricta
Lineage: Eukaryota; Fungi; Basidiomycota; Malasseziomycetes; Malasseziales; Malasseziaceae
Exons: 1
Coding region: 1-1305 (434 amino acids)
Source: RefSeq, a predicted model, not a curated record
AUGGCUCCACCUGUGCCAUCCUCGGACCCCAUCGAUGAUGAAGUCGGUGGCCUGCAAGACGACGGCAUGCGCCGCGCUUAUGCGGAACCAGCUGUGCUAAGUUGGGACGAUGACUCGGAUGACGAGCUCCUCCUUGAUGCCGAUCUUCCGCUCCGUCGGCAGCCACGACGUGCGGCUGCACGGACAGCGCCCUACACGUUUCGACCGAGUCUCGUGCGAGAAGAGCCGGACACGCGUUUUUCCAUCGAGGCUCUGUGCCGCGAGAAAAAGCGUCCGAGACGACGCGUCGACGUGGAUGUCGCAGUGGAACUGCCCAACACGGAGGCACCUGACAGUGUGUGGCAGCUGCUAGCUCGAGAUGCCCAGGAACGCAAGCCCAAAACGUCCACGUAUUGGGACCACGAGAUGAAUCCAGCUACUGAUGUGCACACUGGUGCGUCGCUGGCGCAACAUAUCGAUACCCUCGCACCGUUGGACCUCAUUCAAGUAGCACUCGCUGACGACGAGUACGCGGCGCGUGCUGCUCGGAACCGACUAGCCCAUGUCGAGCAGGUAUGGAUGUAUGUGCCUGUCAUUCUCGCGAGUCUGGGUCACGGCGCGUCCGAAGGAAUACUGGGCUGGGCUCCGCCUCGUGAGCGCCGCGUUCAUCGACUCUGGCACAUGCUACAAUGUCUUCCAGAUCCAUGUGAUGCACAGACAUGGACGAUGCUGCUGCAUCUCGGCACGGCACCUCCUAUGCAAGCGUUUCCAUAUGAACGAGCUUCUCUGUUACGGCCGCUCCUCUCUCACAUGGACCUCGAUGAGCUGGGCGCGUGCAUCGUCGACCUGGGCAAGACGUUGGAAGCGGAGGAUCGCGUCGCGCUCGUCCGUGCCAUUCCCGGUUUGGGAGACGUCCGAGCUCUUGUGGCCUACCACCUGCUUUUAUCUCUUUCGUGGCCUUCGCCUCUCGAUAUACCCCGCCUUUCAGCAUGGCUGGCUACGACACAUACGCCCGGUGACUACGCUUCGGCGACGGCUCACAUGGAGCUUCUGUCCCUCGCUCUGUCCAAUGCCCCUGCGCUUUUGGCAGCGCGUGGCAGCGAUGCACUUUGUGAGCUGUGCCCUCUGGUCCAGCGCGUAUGGACCUUGUGUCGCGCAUGGUAUGACCCACGAGGUCACACCGACAAGAUGGCAGCUCGAGAUGUGGCACAGCGCCUAGGAUGGAGACUAUCGUACCAAGCGCGAAACUAUGUCGAAAAAAGUCAUGAGCAGGCAUGGUCACUGCAACCUCUUUUAGACGGCAUCAUGCCGAGUAGUGUAUAUUAG